Molecule: messenger RNA, 1221 nt
Organism: Penicillium cosmopolitanum
Lineage: Eukaryota; Fungi; Ascomycota; Eurotiomycetes; Eurotiales; Aspergillaceae
Product: cytochrome P450
Exons: 2
Coding region: 1-1221 (406 amino acids)
Molecular function (GO): monooxygenase activity; oxidoreductase activity, acting on paired donors, with incorporation or reduction of molecular oxygen; iron ion binding
Source: RefSeq, a predicted model, not a curated record
AUGAUCAUCGUGUUGGGACCAGAAGCUAUUUCUGAACUGUGUUUAAAACAACAUCACAGCUUCUCGCACUCCAAAACCAUCGAGCUUCUUGCAGAAGCUGGCUUAGUAUCUUCGCAAAUUAUUUUCACCGGUGUUCACCCCGGUACAGUGGCCAAGAUAAGCACUUCCUUGUGGGAGGGCUGUCUGGAGUUGGUUCGAGAUAUUGGACAACAUACACCCACUCUAAACAUUAGUCAGUGGUCAUCACGAUCCAUCCUAGAGCUCUCGGGCACAUGUGUGUUUGGUCAAGAGAGUGAUUGGCUGUCCCGAUAUCCAUGUCUUCUUGGGAGCUUGGACCGCAGGGUGGCAAACGGACAGGUCAAGAAGGCCGUUCUGUCAAUAUUUCCUCGCCUGAUUCGCUCGCUUCUGAUGUUGACCCUAUGCAAUCGCAAAGACUUAGCCGAUCUGGGGUAUCUGGAAUAUGUCGCGCGAGACUUGCUACAAAUCGAAAAACGAAAGCUCGUGGAGCCAAUCAAGCCCAGUUACACCAUCAACAUCAUUUCUGUCAUGCUCAAAGAUGGGAGCCUUACCGACGAGGAAAUGCUGGGCCAUAUCCUAAUAUUCCUAGCUGGAGCCUCAGAAACAACUUCCGCGACGUUCCAAUGGAUGAUUCUCGAACUUUGCAGACACACAGCGGUUCAGACAAAGCUGCGUGAUGAAAUUCAGUCUCGUGGGCAUUCAUUAUCUAGAAGUGACGGUGGCAAGUCUCUCUUUUUGCAGAUUGAGGCUUUCCCGUAUUUACGGGCAGUCGUCGAUGAAGUGCUCAGGCUGCAUCCGGCGGUUGCAUUAACGGAGCAUGAAGCGACUCGUGACACCACGAUCAUGAAUAUCCCGAUUCCUAAGGGAACCUUGCUACUAUGUCCCCCACUGGCGGCGAAUUUAAACACUCGAGUUUGGGGCAAGGACGCCACGGUAUUCAAUCCUGAGCGCUGGCUAAGUAGAGGACCAGCAAGCCAGAAGUCGACCAACCAAAACCCUUGUUCAAACAUGACAUUCUCCCAUGGUCCACGGAGCUGCCCUGGUCAGUCUAUCGCAAGAAAAAUGUUGACAUGCCUAACAGCCGCAUUUAUCUGUCAGUAUCAGGUUUCGUUGGAGAACCCAGAGCAACCCUUUGCGUCAACUGAGGCGGUCUACGUGAAACCGAUACCAGAUUUAAUGGUUCAAUUGAUUGAAAUUACCUAG